GUUCCACUCUCAUAAUGUCCGGGCGCAGUCUUUAUCGAUAAGGACUUGGCACAGCAAUAACUUUUUUGUUCGAGACUGGAGGCGUUCAGAACAAUUUUCGUAGCCAGACGCCCAAUAUGGCGCCCUCGCAGCUCAAACAAUUGAAGGCUUCUCUUCGUGAGAAUGGCGUCUUGGGGCCUCAGAAAUCUAAAAAGCAGCGAAAAGCCACCUCAAAAGACGCCCAGAAAAGAAGCCAGCGCAAUGCCGCUCUUGAAGACAUUCGAGAACGGUUCAACCCGUUCGAGGUCAAGGCUCCGGCUCGAAGAGACAAAUUUGAGGUCGCCAGCGGAAAGAAAUCACAAGCCUCUGUUGGGAGACCCGGUGUGACACGCGGUCUAGGCGAGGAGAGACGUCGAGAAACACUGUUGAAAGAGAUGCAAAGUCGACACAAAGUCGGCGCCCUGGUUGACCGACGUUUUGGAGAAAAUGACCCUACGAUGACCCCCGAAGAACGUGCUGCUGAACGAUUUGCUCGCCAAAACGAACGCAAGUUGAGGAAAACAUCAAUGUUCAAUUUGGAGGACGAUAGCGAAGAAGAGUUGGCACUCACACACGGCGGGAGAUCUCUAGACUUUGGUGGUCCGGCCCGAGACGAUUUCGACGAAGGCGAUGUCACCCUCUCGGACGACGAAAACGAAGACUUUGAGGCGCAGGACGACAGACCACGAAAGAAACUGCGGCUCGAAGAUGGUACCAGUGCUGUGGAGGAUGAGGAGGGCGAUGAGAUGCCGCAGAGGAAGAAGACCAAGACUGAAGUCAUGAAAGAGGUCAUUGCGAAAUCCAAAAUGUAUAAGGCGGAACGACAAGCAGCAAAAGAGGACGACGACUCACUCCGAGCCCAACUGGAUCAAGGAAUGUCUGAGUUCUACGAGGCAAUGCAAGGUCGCAAAGCACCCGAGAAACAGUUACCGUCACCCCCUAGCACGGAAGCUGAACCACAGAUGGACCCUGCUCGAGCCGCUAUGUUGGCUGGAAAGAGCAGAGAAGAUGCAGAGAAAGAGUACGAAGCCAAUCUUAGAGCACUUAAACUGGAGGCCCGAUCGAAACCUAGCGUUCGCACGAAAACCGAUGAGGAAAAGGCUGCGCAAGAGGCUGCAAGGCUGGAAGAACUCGAAAGAAAGCGAAUGCGUCGCAUGAAAGGAGAAGCUGAAAGUUCAGAUGAGGAGGAUCAACAGGAAGCAGAGCCUGGUUUGGACCAAGACGUUGACGAAGAUGACGCCGAAGCAUUUGGCUUGUCUGCGCCUGAAGUGGUGCCCACAAAAGAACUCGAUGUCGAGGAUGAGGACGAUUUCAUGCUUGACGAUGACCUCAUAGAGACAAAUUCCGAGGCCGAAAUGGCAAGUGAGCAAGACGAUGAAGAGUCCGAGUCUGAAGAAGAGCCAGAAGACGACGGCGAUGACGAUUUCAUCAAUGGUCUGGUACUGCCCCCAGCCUCAAAGAUUGCACAAACAAAGCCGGGCGACAAGUCCACCGUGAGCGACAACCUCGCCUACACCUUCCCCUGUCCUCAGACCCACCAAGAGCUAUUAGCCGUUGUGAAGGGCAGCAAAACCACGGACCUGCCGACAAUCGUCCAAAGAAUUCGUGCGCUAUACCACAAGGGACUCGUACAAGGGAAUCAGGACAAGUUGGAUGCUUUCGCUGGUGUCUUGACACAUCAUCUGGCGUACCUCGCAGACACCGAUGCUGAUGUACCCUUUUCGGUAUUGGAGAGCUUGAUACGCCAUCUGCAUUCGAUGGCAAAGGGGUCCCCACAGGUGGUCGGCGACGCAUUUCGGGAGCGACUUCAGACUAUUGCUGAGGAGCGGCCUCUCAAGCUUUCUCCGGGCGACCUUAUCAUCUUGACAGCGGUUUCCACGAUCUUCCCUACCUCGGAUCACUUCCACUCGGUCGUGACACCAGCAAUGCUCACUCUUGGUCGAUAUCUUGGUCAAAGUUCGGUACAGUCUUUGCAUGACCUUGGCGUUGGGGCAUACUGCUGUUCACUGGCUCUGCGGUACCAGCGUCUCGCAGGAAGAUAUAUCCCAGAAGUGGUCAAUUACGUCGUCAAUGCCUUGGCUACCUUCGCCCCAGUACCGAUGUCUGAGAAAGACCAGGUUGAAAACCCGUUGAACGUUCCAAUUCGGCUUCCAGCGCAGUCUUUGCGAAUAAGGUCUUCUGAGAAGGGUCCAGAGAAGCUGUCAUUCAAAGAUCUCGUACUGAGCAAUGGGGGAGACGGCAAGAAUGUCAGUGCACUGGCUCUAUUCAAUGCGUUCGUGCAUCUCUCCAGGCAGAUUGGGGAUUUAUGGAAAGAGAAGAAAGCUUUCCCAGAGAUCGUUGCGCCUUUGAUCCAAGUUCUCAACCAUGUCACUUCGCAUCCUGGAAAACUACCAAAGCAAACACUCCAUCUUGUUAAGGAUGCUCGUGAUACAUUGUUUGGUCUUCAGAGCGCCGCCAUCAAGUCCCGUGUGCCUUUACUCCUACACCAUCACCGACCUCUCGCGAUCAAACAGUCUAUCCCGGCGUUCAUCGAGAAUUAUAAUCCAGACCGUCAUUAUGAUCCCGAUGAGCAACGUUCUCAACUCUCCAAGCUCAAAGCCGAACACAAGAAAGAACGCAAGGGCGCGAUGCGUGAGUUGCGCAAGGACGCCAAUUUCAUGGCUAGGGAACAGCUUCGUGAGAAGAAGGAGAAGGAUGCCGCAUAUGAUAAGAAGUUCAAGCGGCUUGUGGCUGAGAUUCAAGGGGAGGAAGGAAAAGAGAAGAAAGAGUAUGAAAAGGAGAAGAGGAAACGACAGGGUCGAUUCUAAAGAUGGAGGAGCCAGGCUUUGGACACUGUAAGCAAUUAGACGAGCCUCGCAAGAGCAAAAAAGAAACUUGGUCCGAAAGGUCCUGCUCCCAAUAACGUGUACUCAGUAUGGUUAUAACAACACUCGCCGAAUUGAAAACAGCUAAAACCAAACUUGAGAACAGAAGCCAGAAACCUUUAUAUCAGAAAUGAGGUUCAGGCAGGAAUCCAACAUUGAUUUUCAGGCAGCAAAAAUGAUCCUGGCGAGACUUGAACUCGCGACUUUCGCAUUUCUCGAAAGGAAUUCAUACUGGAUGCAAGCAUACAAUAUAAGAACGACACGCUAACCACUGCGUCACAGGAUCAGGAGGAUAAAAUUUGUCGACGAAGAUUGGAG
Molecule: messenger RNA, 3200 nt
Organism: Exophiala viscosa
Lineage: Eukaryota; Fungi; Ascomycota; Eurotiomycetes; Chaetothyriales; Herpotrichiellaceae
Product: nucleolar protein 14
Exons: 1
Coding region: 117-2825 (902 amino acids)
Biological process (GO): maturation of SSU-rRNA
Cellular component (GO): Noc4p-Nop14p complex; nucleolus; small-subunit processome
Source: RefSeq, a predicted model, not a curated record